ACCAUUAACAUAUAUAACUGUAAUCGUCCAAGUUCAUCUAUCCUUCAAUCAAUACUCGAAUACUAUCUGCUGAGAUCAAUUUUCUAACAAAAAAUUGCACCACAUCUCUAUUUUGCGAAGAAUUUACCGUUCUUUUUUUUUUUUUUUUAUUUUUUUUUUUUUUAUUUUUUGUGUUGGAGUAACUGAAAACUGAAAUUGCUGAAAUAUUUUCUCUCUCAUCCAAGGACAAUCCUCUAUAAGUGCUUUAAGGCUAUGGCGAGAACAGCUGAAGUAGUGAAGAAGUUUUUUGUUGCCUCAAUAUUUAUGUGGAUUCUUCCGGUUGCUAUUGUAUAUGGCUUUCAAAACAAUAUGUUUCCAGGAAUAUCACAGCUUUCCCCUAAUCAUCAGACUCUAGUGGGUGGUUUUCUGGCUGUGUUUUCUGUCAAUGUGGUAAUUGCAUUUUACAUAUACUUGGCAAUGAAAGAGCCUUCGGAUAAGCACGAGCCAGAUCCAACAUUUGUUGCCCAGGCUAAAGCAAGUAUGAACCAAACCAAAUCGGGGAGUGGAGAAAAAGAGGAGUAGGACUUGUUGGAUGAGCAACCAGCCCAAAAUUCAUACCUGCCAAUCAUCAUCUGAUAAAGGGCAAAGGCUAUAGAGGAUUACACUAUCAAUGAGGUAAACAUACAUUUGCAUUGUAGCAACCGGCAAGACACAAGCGGUGAACUAGGUUUUUAGCUUAAAUUGCUCCACUAGAUUGCUCCAUGUUUUACUAACCUUACCUGAUCCUUGAUUGGAAUUUAUUUGUAAAACAACCUGAAUUUGAGUUGUAACUUGUACCAAAGGAUCAAUGUUUGGGAGAUGUUUUAUUAUAAUACAUAUAGUUUUAAGAUUCAGUUUCCUUCACAAAUAACAUUAACAAUAUGUAAUACGGUUUAUUGGAUAUAUUCAAGUCUAUGGGUUCUACUUUAA
Messenger RNA from Amaranthus tricolor (Joseph's coat), 948 nucleotides. RefSeq lists its product as uncharacterized. Gene Ontology annotation, biological process: vacuolar proton-transporting V-type ATPase complex assembly. The coding region runs from base 253 to 561 and encodes 102 amino acids. The record is from RefSeq and is a predicted model, not a curated record. The transcript is spliced from 3 exons. NCBI's taxonomy places the organism in Eukaryota, Viridiplantae, Streptophyta, Magnoliopsida, Caryophyllales, Amaranthaceae. Gene Ontology annotation, cellular component: endoplasmic reticulum membrane.